This is a messenger RNA of Lagopus muta (rock ptarmigan), 2449 nucleotides long. RefSeq names its product 3-hydroxyacyl-CoA dehydratase 2 (gene HACD2). Lineage: Eukaryota; Metazoa; Chordata; Aves; Galliformes; Phasianidae. The record is from RefSeq and is a predicted model, not a curated record. Gene Ontology annotation, molecular function: 3-hydroxyacyl-CoA dehydratase activity. The transcript is spliced from 7 exons. The coding region runs from base 45 to 722 and encodes 225 amino acids. Gene Ontology annotation, biological process: fatty acid elongation; very long-chain fatty acid biosynthetic process; sphingolipid biosynthetic process. Gene Ontology annotation, cellular component: endoplasmic reticulum membrane.
CGCCGUGCGCCGAGAGCGGGCGGAGGCCGCGGGAGCGCCGCAACAUGGCGGCGGCGGGCGGCAGUAGCCGGGCGGACAACGGCUACGGCGGGCAGCAGCCGAGGCGGAGGAAGGGCCCGGGAGCCCUGGCCACGGCCUACCUCGUCAUUUACAACGUGGUGAUGACGGCGGGGUGGCUUGUGAUUGCCGUUGGGCUAGUUCGAGCAUACCUGGCUAAAGGUAGCUACCAUAGCCUUUACUACUCCAUAGAAAAGCCCCUGAAAUUCUUCCAAACUGGAGCUUUGCUAGAGAUUCUGCACUGUGCCUUUGGCAUUGUUCCCUCUUCUGUUGUUCUGACUGCUUUCCAAGUGAUGUCAAGGGUUUUCCUGACCUGGGCAGUAACACAUAGUGUAAAAGAGGUACAAACUGAAGACAGUGUCCUGUUGUUUGUAGUGGCCUGGACAAUCACAGAGAUAAUCCGUUACUCUUUUUACACCUUUAGCUUGUUAAACCAUCUCCCUUAUCUCAUUAAAUGGGCCAGGUACACUUUGUUUAUAAUAUUGUAUCCAAUGGGAGUCUCUGGUGAAUUACUCACAAUAUAUGCUGCAUUACCCUUCGUCAGGCAGUCUGGCUUGUAUUCCAUUAGUUUACCUAAUAAGUACAACUUUUCUUUUGACUAUUACACAUUCCUGAUCCUGGUUAUGAUCUCUUACAUUCCAAACUUCCAGGAGAACAAGAUUUAAAGCAGUUUCUUAAAAUGUGGUUCAGGCAUAAGAAUUGCUUUUGCAGUGAUGGCUGGGGAAGCAUUUCUGUUGAAUUAACAUGAGUUGAAACUGUCUUUGGUAAAUGUUUUUACAGGUGAAGGUUUGGCUUUGCUGCUUAGUGAUUAAGAGCAUUAGGUCUUCAACCAAUUUAGAUGUGCAAAUAGAAGUUUAAUGUGCAAAAUAAUGCAGUGGCACUGCUGCUAGCUAUCUCUGUAGCUGUGUUUAUAUGAACCUUGUUGCUUAUGCUGAGUGACAGAUCAUAUUCUAAGAUUUAAAUUUCAGUAGUGUGGCAGUUUUUAAGCAUUUGUUCUGUCUGUGAACUAUUUUGGACAUCAAAAUUUGUAACUUUUUCCUGCUGGAAAUUCUUUUUAUGCAUGUGUAGCUAUUUGACUCCAUCCUCCAAAAACACUGGUAUUACUAACUCCAAGGAGCCAGAACAAUAACUUUUGUUCCUCCCCUAAUAAACACAAAUAUGAAUUACUUCUUAUGAGAUUGCUUGAUCACAACUGACAGACCACAUGAGAGGGCAGCACACUGAACUCAAAUAAUUUUAGCCCUGUUUCUCCAUUUAAAUUGCAGUCUCAGGUAUUUUGUAAUUCGUUACCCUUUGCUGGCUGUGUAACCUGAAUUCAGUCUUUUUUUAAAUUCUUGUGAAUUGGUUUCUUACUUAAGUCUGAGAACUGACUGCAUGGACUUAAGAAGUCUUAGGCACCUUUCCACAGGCAGAUACUCCAGAGAUGUAAGAAAAGCCGCAAUCAUUGCAGUUGUUCAUAAAAGCAAACUGUGCAGGAAGUUUGUCUUCUGAACCCACUGAAGGCCUUAAAAAUUUUGGGAAAGUUAACAUCAUGAAGAAAGCAAGUUUUAAAUCCAUUGUUAAAAAAUAAGAUUAAUGUUCUUGAUAGUUGCAUCUUACCAUUUAUCUGGCUUUAAAUAUCAAAAUGCUAACCUUAAAUAAAAAAAAAUAUGAGUUAAGUAGUCUUUGGUUGUCUCACUCAUGGCAAACACUAGGCAAGUGUAACUGAUGUCAUCUAUGUUGAUAUUGACCUUGUUUUAUUUUCACAUUGUUCACAAAGAUGGAAGCUUUUGCCUUUUGGCGUCCCCUAGUUCAUUCUUCUGCAAACAUAGUGUGUAAUGUAACAGAAAUAGGAGGAAAAAAGCUUUGCAGGAGGGUAGAGAUGCAAGAGGCAACAGUUUGUAUAAAGUUUUUUUUAGAUCCUGAAAAAGAGACACUGCAGUCAUAAGAUAUGAAACAAAUCUGUGAAUUUCAUUCUUUCAGAUGACUUCCAUUUCUCAUGGUGCUUUAUUUUUCCUCCCCACAAAGCAGUUUAUUUUUGUUGUAUGCAUGCAAUUCAAGAAUUUUUGUCAUUCUUCUUAUAUGUGCAAAGCUAAUUAUGAAAUGUAUUUUGCCUUUAAUUAAAAAUGGCAUAGUUCUAAGAAAAAUUAAAUAGCACCUGAAGUCUAAGGGCAGUAUUGCUUGUUUUUAGCCAGUAGAUGAUUUGACCAGAGUGGAAAAGCAGAUUUUCUUCUAACAGAAUCACUGACCUUGAGUAUGUGAGCGUGUGUUACACCAACACAGAAGCCUGACUUCUUCCUUUGUCUGUUUUCUCUUCAGUCUUUCCCCAGCUGUAUUUUCACAUGCUACAUCAGAGGCGAAAGGUGCUUUCCCACACUGAGGAACACAAGAAGUCGGAGUAAUUUCAAUUUUU